UUUUCCGUUCCCUAUCAAUCAAACAAUCUGAGCUACACACAAAAAUGCCCGCGGCUGAGUGAAAGAGAGGAUAUGCUGUUAGGGGCUCACGGGAGUUGCAUGGGACAGUCGAACCAAUCUUGUCCAAAAAAAAUCUAUAGAAGUAAAAAAAAAAAAAAAAAAUGUCGGCUUUUUAAGGAACCGGAGGUUUCCUUCUAGAGGGCGAGCGCUGAGCGAAGGCCCGUGUUUAGCAGCUCUCGGUCAGGCCAGAUGAGCGCGAGACGACAGGCCUAGAUUCACGCGCUUAUAGUUUUGUAAACUAACAAUAAUUAGCGGCCUUUAAAUUGCGUUCACAUCGAAGACAGCGCUCAUGUGCGAGAAACGCGAGGCGGUUUGGCGCUCGCGGCACGCGCCGUGUGUGCUACUAUAGCGACUCGCUCCCAGUGUUUGCUAGCGCGCUAAUGCACGAGCUAGCCGCUCUGCUCGAUUGUUACAGAGAAACACGGCGUUUUCUGCUUUCGCUGCUACGGUUUCUAAUGAGCCCAAACAAUGUGAACGUUUAUGUUAAACUGACGAGUGUUUUCUUGUUCCCCAAAGUUUGGUCAAGAGUCAGUGUCUAAACGAACAAGACCACCGCCGACUGACUCAGUUUAGUGCUUCACAUCUCGUUAUUUACACCAACAAAGACUUGUUUAUACACGAACCCCUCAUGUAUUCUGGUUAAGAUUGAUUCACACAUCCUUGCCAUGAGUUGGGCAUAGUUUUGUACGGUAUUGUGCUGGGCAGUGGAUGUCAUAUGUAACGUUACAUCGGUGAAGGGAUUGCUUGAAAACACGCCAACUCAAGUGUCGCAAGACGUGAGAUAAAUACAGUGUUGGCGCCCAUCGGAGCAGAUGUGCCUGUCCUUUCCUGCUGCCCGCCCGUAUAAUGCCCCAGUGUUGGCAGUGGCCACUUUGAAUAUGAUGGCUGCCCAGUCUGUGUCCAUAGACAAAUAUCAAGAGGGAGACCAGCAGAUGCAGGUAAUGGAGCAGGCGGAAAGUGACCUUGAAAAGGGCUUUGUCAACGGAAACACCGGAAGCUCCAGCAGCCCUGUAUCCACUGAACCACAAACACAAAUGGAUGUCGACAAAGCCUGUAUAUAUAGACAUCCUCUGUUCCCUCUCUUGGCUCUGCUGUUUGAGAAGUGUGAGCAUUCGACUCAGGGCUCCGACUGUGUAACAUCUGCCAGUUUUGAUGUUGACAUUGAGAACUUUGUACGCAGUCAAGAGAAAGAGGGCAAAGCCUUCUUUAGUGAAGACCCUGACCUCGACAACCUGAUGGUCAAGGCCAUCCAGGUGCUGAGGAUUCAUCUGUUAGAGCUAGAGAAAGUUAGUGACCUGUGCAAGGACUUCUGCAGCCGUUACAUUUCCUGCCUCAAGACCAAGAUGAACAGUGAGACACUACUGAGUGGAGAACCAGGCAGCCCAUACUCUCCAGUCCAUGACCAGUUGGCCAACUCUUUCUCAGGUGCCCUCAGCCCCCAGGGCAUUGUGGUGCCCUCACCAGGUCUUCAACAAGGCAAUGUUACAGUGACAGCAGUCAAUCCAUCACAAGUUGUCACAGGUAAUACAGUAUAUCAGCCAGUGACUGUAGUCACACCACAGGGACAAGUGGUGACACAAGCCAUCUCACCUGGAACAAUUCAUAUCCAGAACUCACAGCUCCAACUUCAGUUCAAUCAGGACUUGAGUUUCUUCGGGGGAGACGACAACUCGCCUAAAAACAAGCGUGGGGUUCUCCCCAAACAGGCUACCAACGUCAUGCGCUCCUGGCUCUUUCAGCACAUUGCGCACCCCUAUCCCACUGAAGAGGAGAAAAAGCAAAUUGCAACUCAAACAAACCUGACUUUACUCCAAGUCAACAAUUGGUUUAUUAAUGCUCGAAGACGGAUCUUGCAGCCGAUGCUGGAUGCCAACUCAACAGAGUCAUCUAAAUCCAAGAAGAAGACUGCUCAGAGCCGCCCACUACACCGCUUCUGGUCCGACUCCAUCGCCUCGUCUGGAACCCAGCAGCAGCUCACAAUGCCAGACGGUAGUCUGGUUACAGUGGGGAUGAAUGUAGACGGCUUCCAGGCGCUUUCAUCAGACGGAGCGACUCUUGCCAUGCAGCAAGUCAUGAUGGGAAAUCACAGCGAGGAUGAAACGGAUGAAAGCGGCAACGAAGACGACACAGAUUUGUCAUCUGCCAACAUGACCGGGCUGGGUUUAGAUGUUAGCGACUAAGCCACAUGGAUUGCAGGUCACAACACUGCAUGCUUACAUUUACGUCGGAAAACUUGCACAUGCUGCUUGUUGCAAGAGAUCCCGUCCCUUCGUAGAUUUUCAGCAAAGCUGAUACUUGUGCACUACAAAAAAAAAAGAGUACUGUAUGUUGGCCUAUACGUUACACAAACACACACGAACAGUUUACAGAGAGCACAGCGUUACUGAGAGGUGCAGUGUGCGAGGAGUUGCAUUUCAGCACCUGUUUUUAUUGCGUAGACGUGCAGGUGUGUGCACUUUUAUACAGAUACACUUCAAGAAGGUUGGAACACAGAGGAACGUUUUUAAGUGUCUUUAGUGAAUGUUUGGUAUUUUGUUUUCUAUAUUAACUCAUUUGAAUGCCAAGAAUUUAAGAGUUUGUCGUUGUGCUGGUUUUAUUCACACUGCAUGUUCAUGUUUUCUUCAGUAUGCUCACGCUUGUAGAGAGGCUCCAAGACGAAGUUUAAGGAGAAAAGAGAUUAUUUUUAUAUAUGAACGUUGUAAAAUAAAAAAAGGGUUGUUUUUUCUUUUCUUUUUUAGUUUGUGUUUUAUAGGGAAUAUUUAUGUACAGAAACUAUACUCCUAAGCCCUGUUUUCAGGGGAUGACUUACAUUUUUUUAGAAAAAACAAAAUGUGUUGGAUUAUAAACCAUUUUUAAAUAUGUAAAUUGGUUUUAACACUCACUUACAAAAUGCCUUACAUAUUCUUUUGUAAAACUAUUACGCUGAUAAGCACAGAAAGCCUGAUACAUUGACUAAAUUGAGUAAUAUGAGUGAAAUCAAAGUCUCUUCCAGUAAUCUUUGUCCUUAUGCUGAAGAUGUUCCUUCGUUUCAGAGGGACUCUUUGUUUCUGCUUUAUAGGCGAAUAUAGUUUGAUCUAAACGUGUACAAAGCUUCCCAUAUCAAUCAUGAUUUAUGAAAGAUGCUUUGGAAAUGAAGAUGGCAUAAAAUGUCCACAUUAAAGUCAAAUAAAGGUCAAGUGUGAA
Molecule: messenger RNA, 3243 nt
Organism: Megalobrama amblycephala (Wuchang bream)
Lineage: Eukaryota; Metazoa; Chordata; Actinopteri; Cypriniformes; Xenocyprididae
Gene: pknox1.1
Product: pbx/knotted 1 homeobox 1.1
Exons: 11
Coding region: 873-2240 (455 amino acids)
Biological process (GO): angiogenesis; regulation of transcription by RNA polymerase II
Molecular function (GO): RNA polymerase II cis-regulatory region sequence-specific DNA binding; DNA-binding transcription factor activity, RNA polymerase II-specific
Source: RefSeq, a predicted model, not a curated record